Myripristis murdjan (pinecone soldierfish) is the source of this 878-nucleotide messenger RNA. RefSeq names its product beta-crystallin A1-like. The transcript has 6 exons. Bases 115 to 741 code for a protein of 208 amino acids. The record is from RefSeq and is a predicted model, not a curated record. Gene Ontology annotation, molecular function: structural constituent of eye lens. Gene Ontology annotation, biological process: lens development in camera-type eye; visual perception. NCBI's taxonomy places the organism in Eukaryota, Metazoa, Chordata, Actinopteri, Holocentriformes, Holocentridae.
GCGUGCGCCAAGCGUGGACGCCGGUAUAAAACGGAAGCGCCAGAUUCUCACAAAAGUCUAUGUAAAGAGGAUUGGUGCGUGACGAGUGCAGAGGAGAGUGGAGAGCAGCCAGAGAUGAAUAGAGCCACUAAAACCCACAUGCCUUCAUCCAUGUUCUUCCCUGGCAUGGGAAUGGCCCCCUUCUUCAAGGUGACUCUGUUUGAGCAGGAGCAUUUCCAGGGCAAGUGCCAGGAGUUCACCGACGAGUGCUGCAACAUCUACGAGUGCGGCCUGGACAACAUCCGCUCCAUCCGAGUGGAGAGUGGAGCCUGGGUGGGCUAUGAGCACCAUGACUUCCAGGGCCAGCAGUUCAUCCUGGAGAGGGGAGAGUACCCCCACUGGGACGCCUACAGCGGCUCCCUGUCCUACCACGUGGAGCAGUUCAUGUCCCUGCGCCCCAUCUACUGUGCCGCUCACCAGAGCAGCCGGAUGACAAUCUUUGAGAGGGAGAACUUCAUGGGCCGCAGCGCCGAGCUGUGCGACGACUACCCCUCCCUGCAGGCCAUGGGCUGGUGCAUGCCCGAGGUGGGCUCCAUGCACGUGCAGUGCGGAGCCUUCGUGUGCUACGAGUACCCCGGCUACAGAGGCCAGCAGUACAUCAUGGAGUGUGAGAGACACAGCGGAGACUACCAGCACUGGAGGAACUGGGGCUCCCACUGCCAGACCCCCAAGAUCCAGUCCAUCAGACGCAUUCAGCACUAAGAGGGGGCUGGUCAGGGCUGGCAGGGGCAACAGCGCCUCCAUCUGGGCUCAGGGUUACGUCUGGAUGCUGAGGCUCAGCACCUAGAUCUGGGCUUAGAGGGCCUGGACUGGGCUUUGGUUCUGGGCUUAUGAUCAGA